UGUUAGUUUGCAAAUGAAUGAAUGAGUGAAUGAAUGAGUGAAAUGAGUGAAGGUGUGUGGUGUUUCUGUUGCCUCUUCUGUUGCCUUCUCUGCUUCUGGUGCCUGUUUGGCUACUCUGUGAUUCAUCCCUAGCAGGCCAUCUCCAUGAGGACCCCAAGGCCAUGACUGUCAGGGAUCCGGCCAGGUGGGACCUGCUUCUCUGGUGCAGAUGAGGAUGCCUGACCCCAGGACUUGGGGGCUCUCCUUCUUCCUUGCUGCUUUAGCUGGGCAAGUCUCUCACCUCCUCGGAGCCCGAGGGUUCAUUUGCCACCUGCAGAAAUGGGGUUGGAAGAAGUUCCCUCUUCUGGGCUUGUGACUUUUUGUUCUCACCACAGGCUUCCGGUCUAAAGCUUUUUCUGCCCUCCCUUAUCUGCAUCUUUCCAUUCUCUCUCAGACAGGACUGAAGAAGGUGGGCCGCCUCCACCUCCAGGCAUGAGGAAGGGAUGUUGCUGAGGCUGCUGUUGCUCAUGCUUUGGGGAGGGCCCCUGGCUCAGGGUUCAAGCUCCUGGCUGAAACUACAGAAGCUGGUAACAGUGCAGGAAAGCCUGUGUGUUGUGGUGCCGUGCCAAUUUUCCCAUUCCUGGAUGAUCUCUAGCACUCGUUACAUGUUUUGGUUUAAAAAAGAAGUGAAUAAGAAGCAUGAUCUUCUAGUGGCCACAAAUAAACCUGGACAGAAGGUGCUGGAGAGGACCCAGGGCCGGUUCUUCCUCCCCAAGGACUCCCUGUCCAACAACUGCUCCCUGAGCAUCCAAAAUGCCGACAGGAGGGACAGUGGGCUGUACUUCCUCCGAAUAGACAAUUACUUCGGGCAUGCACACUCCUAUACAGAUGAGAUGCUCUUUCUGAAAGUGACGGCCCUGACCCACACACCUGACAUCCUCACCCUGGGGACCCUGGAGUCUGGCCGCCCUACGAACCUGACCUGCUCUGUGCCCUGGGCCUGUGAGCGGGGCACGCACACCCUCUUCUCCUGGACAUCAGCUGCUCACACCUCCCUGGGCCUCAGGACACACCUGUCGUCCAUGCUCACUCUCACCCCACGGCCUCAGGACCAUGGGACAAACCUCACCUGUCAGGUGCAGUUCCCUGCAAUGGGUGUGACUGUGGAGAGAAUUGUCCAGCUCCAUGUCAUCUAUGCUCCACGGAACAUGGCCAUCCACAUCAUUCAAGGAAACAGCACAGCCCUCAAGAUUCUGCAAACCACAUCCCUUCCCAUCCUGGAGGGCACGGCUCUGAGGCUGCUCUGUGUGGCUGACAGCAACCCCCCUGCAGCAAUGAGCUGGUUCAGGGGACCCCCAGCCCUGAACGCCACCCCCAUCUCCAGCACCGCGAUCCUGGAGCUGCCUAGAGUGGGGGCUGGAGAAGAAGGACAGUUCACCUGCCAAGCUCAGCACCCGCUGGGCUCCCCAAAUCUCUCUCUUAGCCUCUCCGUGGUCUACCCCCCACAGCUGCUGGGGCCCUCCUGCUCCUGGGAGGACGAGGAUCUGAACUGCAGCUGCUCCUCGAGAGCUCAGCCGGUCCCCUCGCUGCGCUGGCGGCUGGGGGAGGGGCUGCUCGAGGAGAACCCCAGCAACGCCUCCUACACCAUCACCUCCUACUCCACGGGGCCGUGGGCCAACAGCUCCCUGAACCUCCGCGUGGGGCUCAGCUGUGACCUCAGACUGAACUGUGAGGCAGAGAAUGUCCACGGGACCCAGAGCGCCAGUGUCCUGCUGCUGUUGCUGCCGCCGCUGCCGCCAGUGGGUGGGACGCAGAGCAGGUCCCUGGAGUCAAAAGCCCUGAACCAGUCCCAGCCCUGGGCACCUGGGGUCCUGGCACUGCCUCCGAUGCAAAUGGAGCAUGAAGGUAAACCGGAGCCCAGGGACUGUGGGUCCGUGGGAGUGGUCGGGGGAGCCGGCAUCACGGCCCUGGCCCUGCUCUCCCUCUGCCUUUGUCUCAUCUUCAGAGUGAAGACCUGCAGGGAGAGAGCAGUCCAGCAACUGCAGAGAACAGACAAUGAUGUGAACCCAGUCGUGAGCUCAGGCGCCAGGGGGCAUCAGCAUCCAUUCUUGACAGACAGCCCUUCAGCUCACCCAGCCCCUGAUGGUGUCAGGCCCACUGCAAAAGAAGAACAGGGGCUCCACUAUGCCUUCCUCAGAUUUCAUGAUCUGAAGCUUCAGGAACAGGAAGAUGCCAACACUGUGUACUCGGAGAUCAGGACACACAAGUGAGGAAUUACUUCUCACAGUUCUGGAGGCUGGAAGUCUUCAAUCAAUGUGUCAGCAGGCUUGGUGUCUUCUGAGGCUUCUCCCUUGGCUUGCAGAUGGUUGUCUUCUCUCUGUGUCUUCACGUAGUCUUCCCUCUGUGGUCCAAAUCUCCUCUCCUGAUAAGGACACCACAGAUAGUGGAUUAAGGCCUAACCUCAUAACCUCAACUUGAACUGAAGUAUCUCUUUAAAGACCUUAUCUCUGCCCUGGCUUGUAGCUCAUUUGGUUAGAGCAGCAUCCCAAUAUGCCAAGGUUCAAGUUCAAGCUCCAGUCAAAGCAUCAACAAGAAGCAACCAAUGAAUGCAUAAGUAAGCGGAACAACAAAUUGGUAUUUCUCUCGCUCUCCUUCCCCACUUUCUCUCUCUAAAAAAAACAAUGAAAGAGAAAGUGGCAAAUAUGUGAGCUAAAAGAAACAAACACUAUUGUGAAAAAUAUGAUAUGUAAAGGGGUCAAACAUAAAAUAUAAUAUUGAAAUGCCACACUAUUGUAACAUAAUUCAGGAAAGUGUAAAUAGAAUUUUGAUCUGAUAAAGUCUUUAUGUUAUUCAGGAGAAAACAAAAUGUUAUGAUAGGCUUUAGAUUUUGCUAUUUUGCUGUUGCAAGCUCAAGGAAAUUUUCUAAAAGAAUUGACUCCAGGUUUAUCAUCUCCAAACUAGAAGUAUAAGAGGUUCUGGAAAUAUUUUUCAAUCAAACCAGAGAGCAAGAGAUGGGAGAUUAAGAGGGAAAAAAGAGAAUAAUAGAACAUAUAGAGUACAAACAUAAGAUUACAUAUUUAGACCCAAAUAUAUCUUUAAAAUCACAUUAAGCACAAAUGGACUUCAUGCUCUCAAUAAAAUACAAAUAUAGUCAGAAUAGGGGAAAAUGUGUCUGUAGGUUGUUUACAAGAGAUCUAUGUAAAACCUAGAUUAGUGUUUGAUUGACUUUUUCUGAGGAUUGCUGACCAUCACAAGUGUAUUGAUAUCAGAAAAUAUA
Messenger RNA from Phyllostomus discolor (pale spear-nosed bat), 3256 nucleotides. RefSeq names its product sialic acid-binding Ig-like lectin 6. Gene Ontology annotation, molecular function: sialic acid binding. The record is from RefSeq and is a predicted model, not a curated record. Gene Ontology annotation, cellular component: plasma membrane. Bases 483 to 2249 code for a protein of 588 amino acids. Gene Ontology annotation, biological process: cell adhesion. The transcript is spliced from 10 exons. NCBI's taxonomy places the organism in Eukaryota, Metazoa, Chordata, Mammalia, Chiroptera, Phyllostomidae.